This is a messenger RNA of Eriocheir sinensis (Chinese mitten crab), 2576 nucleotides long. RefSeq lists its product as uncharacterized. Gene Ontology annotation, biological process: signal transduction; monoatomic ion transmembrane transport; nervous system process. The transcript is spliced from 4 exons. Lineage: Eukaryota; Metazoa; Arthropoda; Malacostraca; Decapoda; Varunidae. The record is from RefSeq and is a predicted model, not a curated record. Gene Ontology annotation, cellular component: membrane; synapse; neuron projection. Gene Ontology annotation, molecular function: transmembrane signaling receptor activity; extracellular ligand-gated monoatomic ion channel activity; neurotransmitter receptor activity. The coding region runs from base 360 to 2324 and encodes 654 amino acids.
UCUGUUCCUAACAUUCAGCUCCACCCUCACUCUGUUCCUAACUCGCGCCCCACAGAGAUCGACCACCUCGGGGUGCGGCUGGCUGUGGUGGAGGAGGGGGUCACCGUGCCCGCUACCUUCUUCUUCGAGGCCAGGUUCCCCCCGGGGGUGUGGCGAUACCUGUGUCUUCAGCACCGCCCAGGCAACUCCAAGGUAAGUCACUCUGCAAAGGAGUCACUUUGAAUUUUUGAGUCAAGCACGAGAGGUCGCGCUUCACGGCGGCGCAGGAGUCCUUGCCUCAGACCAGAUCACAGCCUGCUCUCCCUUCCCGCCCUCAGACAAAGUGUGUGGUGGAUGGCGCCGAAGAGCCCCUGUCCACCAUGCCGCCGGACGUCGGCCAAGGGAAGGCUGGCGCCCAGCGGGUCGUGGCGGCGGAUGGUGGCAGGAGUCGGCUGUGUGUGGGUGGCAGCAAGGUGGAGGUGGACGUGGCGGGCGUGGCGCUGUGGACGGAGCCGCUGGCCGAGAAAAUGUUGGCGAGGACCUCGGGAUGCACGGAGCCGCUGCAAGGAGGGGCGCCAAGGGUGUCUCUGGGUCCCUGGUGGGUGCCACAGGGUGACGCCUCGCCCGUCGCCUUUUCCUUGCGGCAGGUGUGCACCACCGCGCCGCGCCUGGUCGUGGUACGCCCCGCCGGCACAUUCCACGGUCUCGGCGUGCUCUGCUCCGCCCUGGGCGGGGCCGUGCCGCCCGCCGCCACCCUAGAGGCUGCCCUCCCUGCCUUCAACGAGUCGUGUGAGGGCCCCGCGGGGCUACUCUCCUGGAUGGGCGGUGACCCUGUUGGUGGGGCGGCGGCCGAGGAGACGUGUCCUGCCGUGGCGGUGGGCGGCGACGCGGCGCGGGCCGCGUGCGUGCGGCAGCUGCCAUGUUCCGUCUGCGUCGUGCCGCGCGCCGCCCUCUACCGCCUCUACGGCCACGACGGCAGCCUCUUCGACCAGAUCUUCUACCUGGAGACAGAGGCUGACGGCCAGCCUACUUUCAGAGGCUCCAGUGGCUCGCGGCUGGAGCGCGCGGGCGACGGCUGGCGGUUAGCCUCGGUGCUGCACGGCCGCCGCUGGACUCUGGCGGAGGCGGCGGCGCUGCCGGUGGGGCGGCGGCGGUGGACGGAGGGCGGCGCGCAGACGCUGCUGGCGCUGACGGUGUGUCGCAGCGGCCAAUUCUCCUGCGACGACGGCCAGUGCGUGGCGCAGACGGCGCGCUGCAACGACAUCGCGGACUGCCGGGACCGUUCCGACGAGGCCGAGUGCAGCGUGGUGGUACGCCCCGAGGGCUACGACCCCUACUACCCCCCGCCGCCGCGCCCCGGGGAGACGCCGCCCCUGGACCUGGUGUACCAUGUGGACGUGUACAGCAUGGACGACAUCACGACGGAGGGCGGCAAGGCCACCAUGAACGUGGGUAUGACCCUCACCUGGCACGACCCGCGCAUCAAGUUCCUCAACCUCAAGCCGGACAUCAAGAACUACUUCCCGUGUGACCUCGUCUGGACGCCCAGCGUGCGGGCCGUGUCGGGCCACGGCGAGGGCACCGUGCUGCAGACUAACAACUACGAGAAAUUCUGCUUCGUUCACGCUAACGACGAAAAGGUGGCGCGGCCCCUCACCGACCCCUUCAUGAGCCACCAGGCAGAGGGCUCCACGCACGCCAUCCAGAACUACGUGGGUGUGCUGGCAUCGACGCCGUGCCACUUCCAGCUAAUGCGUUAUCCCUUCGACAUGCAGCGCUGCAACAUUUCCUUCAUGUUGAUGAACGCCCCAUGGACUCGAGUGUUCCGCAAGGCCACGCCGGGGCAGCACGUGGACUACUUGGACUCGCGCCGCGUCCUGCUUGAGUACGAGCUGUACGCCCUCACCACGGAGGUCGGCGCCUUCCUGCAGGGCACCGACAACAACACCUACUUCGCCCUCACCUUCCACCUGCGGCGCCUCUACGGCUACCACGUCACCAACAGCUACUUCCCCAGCCUGCUCAUGUUCGUCAUCUCCUGGGCGACCUUCUUCUUCCAGAUCGAGGACUUCACCAACCGCAUCAUGAUCGCUCUGACGGCACAGCUGGUGUUGGCGGCGCUCUUCACCUCCACCAACCAGUCCUCGGUCAAGACGCCCUACCUCAAGCUGAUCGACGUGUGGUACGCCGCCAUCAUCACCUUCUGCUUCGUCAUCGUCAUCUCCCAGACCGUCAUCAACGUGGUCCUCAACGCUGCCUCGCUCCCCCGCCUCGCCUUCCUGCUGGUGGGGCUGCGGGGCGAGGACAAGGCGAAGGUAAGGCGGCGGAACACACUGAUUCUCUAAUCUCAUGUGGGCAAUUUAACAGUCUGGGUCAUAUUCUUGAACAUUUCGGCUCCCAAACACACACGCUUGACAAGGCUUUCGUAGUUGUGAGGAAGGUAAAGAGAAGGGGUCUAUUCUCUUUACCUUGGUUGUGAGGCUUUCCAGGGGUAGCUUUAUGACUCCGGUGGUAGUUUAACCCUUCCUCUGUACCAUGAACCUAAAUCAAGACUCAUUAGAAGCCGAUUCAUCUCCUUUUCGGCCUUUGGAAAUAGU